AUGCCCUCCCCUCCCAAUGAUGGAGAGGAUCAAGGAGCGUCCCCCGUGAACGGGCCAUCUGUGGGCUCCUACCAGAGCAGUGGGAAGAGGAAGAUGCACACCAAAAAGAAGAAAGGCACCAUCACUGCCAAUGUCGCUGGCACCAAAUAUGAGAUCGUUCGUAUAGUCAUCAACGAGAUGGACUUUAUCAAGACCCGGGAUGAAGAUGAGACUGCCAACCUCAUCUGGAAUGACUCAGCCGUGCAGCAUGAGAAAAUUGCUGAGCUCAGGAAUUAUCAGAGAAUUAACCAUUUCCCUGGCAUGGGCGAAAUCUGCCGGAAAGACUGCCUCGCAAGAAACAUGUCCAAAAUGAUCAAGUGCCAGCCUCAAGAGUACAGCUUCAUACCCAAAACCUGGAUCUUCCCCGCCGAGUACACUCAGUUCCAGAACUACGUCAAAGAGCUACGCAGGAAACGCAAGCAGAAGACCUUUAUCGUCAAACCUGCCAACGGAGCCAUGGGUCACGGGAUCUCACUUAUCCGCAACUGCGAGAAGCUGCCAGCCCAGGAGCACUUUAUCGUUCAGGAGUACUUGGACAAGCCCUUCCUGAUGGAGGGCUACAAGUUCGACCUGCGCAUCUACAUCCUCGUCACAUCCUGCGACCCGCUGCGCAUUUUCCUCUACAACGACGGCCUGGUUCGCAUGGGCACCGAGAAGUACCACGCACCCAGCGAGGCCAACCUGAGCCAGCUCUACAUGCAUCUGACCAACUACUCGGUCAACAAACACAACGAGAACUUCGAGCGAGACGAGACGGUGGACAAAGGCAGCAAGCGCUCCAUCAGCUGGUUCACCGAGUUCCUCCGCACCAACGACUAUGAUGUGGCCAAGUUCUGGGGAGACGUCUCUGAGCUGGUUGUGAAAACGCUAAUAGUGGCUGAACCUCAUGUGCUGCACGCCUACCGCAUGUGUCGCCCCGGACAGCCACCAGGGAGCGACAGCGUCUGCUUCGAGGUCCUGGGCUUCGACAUCAUCCUGGACCGCAAACUCAAACCCUGGUUACUGGAGAUCAAUCGAGCGCCGAGCUUUGGGACCGAUCAGAAGAUUGAUUACGAUGUGAAGAAAGGGGUGCUGCUCAACGCUCUGAAACUCCUCAACAUUAGGGCCAGCGACAAGAAACGCAACCUGGCGCAGCAGAAGGCGGAAGCUCAGCGACGGCUCUACGGACACGGAUCCAUGAAGAAACUCUCGGCCGCUUCCUCGGACUGGGAGAAACAACGUCACACGCUGGAGCGGAGGAGAGAAGAGCUGAAAGAGCGACUGGCACAGGUUCGCAAGCAGAUUUCCAGGGAGGAGCAUGAAAAGCAACAUCUGGGGAACUACAGACGUAUUUACCCCCCAGAUGACAAGCUGCUGUUGGAGAAGUAUGAAAGCCUGCUCUCGGCUGCCUUUCAGACCUUCCUCGCCGGGCGAGCUGCCUCACUUCAAAAGGAAAUGAAUAAUCCUCUGAAACGAAUGAAGGAGGAGGACAUUUUGGAUCUGCUGGAGCAGUGUGAACUGGACGAUGAGAAGUUGAUGGGCAAAUCCUCCAGGCAACGAGGCCCUAAGCCGCUGACCGCCAUGCCGGAGUGCAGUCAGACGCCGAGACGCCAAAGGCCGGACUACCUGGCCGACUUCAGCAGCGGCAGCAGCGCCGACAACUCCUGCACCUCUUCAGACGAGGAGGAGGAGGAGAAGAGGAAAGCAGGAGGAGGAAGAGGUGGAGAGAAGAGAGGGGAGAAGAAAGUUUCCUACGACCUUGGGGAGAGCAAGGAGAAGAACUUGGCCGAGCGCUCAGGUCGCAUGCACUUGAAACCUCCAAUCAAGUCACUCAAAACCAGCACCGCCCCGUCCGCCUCGCCGACGCUCUCCGGCCCAAUCCGGCGCUCCAUCUCCUGCCCGCGCUCCAUCGCCUCCCUCUCGUCGCCCAGUGAGGUGCGAGCGCUGUCCACCAGGCCCUCGCCCACCGUCCCUGUGGCCACGCCCCUCGUCCGGCCGAGCUCCGCCACGCUGCGCUCCCAUUCGCUGAGCCGCAGCGGCUCCGCCCACCGCGUGCCUCACAGCAACAGCCUGGGGACCAUCCACUCCAACAUAGGAGAGCCGCUGAUAAACCUGCGGAGUAAAGAGCAGGAGGCAGAGCUGGUGCGUCAGACCCUGGCAGUGCUCACCGCCAUGAGGAUCAGGUUUCCGGGCAAAACCGAAGAAGAGGCCGAGGCGGUGCUGGAUGAGAUUCUCGACAACUGGAAAUAUCAUAAACCAAAGGUGGCCUCGUACUGGCUGGUGAAGUUGGACUCAACCAAACAGCGGAAGGUGUUGGACAUCGUUCGCACCAACGUACGCUCGGCGCUGCAGCGGAUCUGGAGGGAGCCGGACGUGGAGAGCCUCCACCUCUACCGGCUUUUCAACCGAGUCUUCAACCGGCUGCUGUGGAGCCACGGACAGGGCCUGUGGAACUGCUUCUCCAACACUGGCUCAUCGUGGGAGACCAUCUUCAGUAAGAGCAGCGAGGUGGUGUCGCCCCAGGAGCUGCAGUGCUGCCGCCGGCUGGUCCAGCUGUGCCGAGACUGCCUGUUGGUCGUCUACAAGUUUGUCUCCGAGUCCCGCGGCUCUUUGACCGGACUCAGCCCCGAAUGGGAUGACACGAGGUAUCUGCUGCCAGUGACCUCCCAGUUCAUCAUGAAGUGGCCUUCGUCCAGCUUCGGCCGCCUCUCCUCGGCCGUGCCGCGCUCCCGCAGCCUUUUCGCCGCCAGGAUGGGCCACUUCUGA
Stegastes partitus (bicolor damselfish) is the source of this 2784-nucleotide messenger RNA. It is a transcript of the gene ttll7, whose product is annotated as tubulin tyrosine ligase-like family, member 7. Gene Ontology annotation, cellular component: ciliary basal body. The transcript is spliced from 20 exons. The coding region runs from base 1 to 2784 and encodes 927 amino acids. Lineage: Eukaryota; Metazoa; Chordata; Actinopteri; Pomacentridae. The record is from RefSeq and is a predicted model, not a curated record. Gene Ontology annotation, molecular function: tubulin-glutamic acid ligase activity; tubulin binding. Gene Ontology annotation, biological process: protein polyglutamylation; microtubule cytoskeleton organization.